AUGGCCUAUAAUCGUGUGGCCGCCGGUCAGUGCUCCUCCAGCCCUAUUGGACCCUCCCUACCUCACCCUCCCUCUGUUCUUGCCUACCCGUUCGGAGACGAGCAUACCUCGCCCAUGUUGAAUCCCUCCCAUCUCACCGGAUACAGCAAUCGCACGCCUUCCCCAGGGCGACCACUGCAGCCUGGCUACCAGCUUUCAGACAAUCCAUAUGGCCCUCAGUCGCAUCUUCCCAUGCCAUCCAGUGAUCGCUUGGCCGAACAACCUACUUACUCUGUCGAAAAUGUUCACAACUCUUAUGGCCAUCAUGACACUUACGACACACACCAUCCUUAUGCUGGCCAAGAGUAUGCUGUUGACCCUGAGGCCCAUCACGACGCCUACUACACCCAACCCUACCAGCCUACCCACACGCCACAUGACGAUUAUGACCUAGGCCAGUAUCCGGAGGGAGGACACACCCCCUUUCAAGAUGACCAGCCCAUGCUGCAAACGGGCGACAACCCCUUCGGGCCGGACCCGUAUACUGAGUUUCAGGAAGAAAUACAACCCACGCCCAGCCCAGCGCCUAUUCGUCGUUGGAAGACGGUGAAAGAAGUCCAGCUUUUCAACGGCAACCUCGUGCUCGAUUGCCCCAUUGCACCGAGACUACUCGACCAAGUACCCCACGCAGAUCCGCCAGGUCGCGAUGAAUUCACACAUAUGCGCUAUUCGGCAGCGACAUGUGAUCCCGCCGAUUUCUUCGAAGAGCGAUUUACUCUCCGUCAGAAGCUUUUUGCAAAGCCUCGAAACACCGAGCUUUUCAUCGCCGUGACCAUGUACAAUGAAGAUGACUUCCUUUUCGCGCGCACCAUGUCUGGUGUAUUCAAGAACAUUGAUCACAUGUGUUCGCGCACAAGCAGCAAAACAUGGGGCAAGGAUGCGUGGAAGAAGAUCGUCGUCUGUCUAGGUGUGUACCAGGACGGCAUUGCGAAGCAGCAAGUCAACGGCAAGGACGUCACUGCGCACAUCUACGAGUAUACCACUCAGGUUGGGUUGGAGGUAAAGGGCACCCAAGUGCAUCUCAAGCCUCGAUCUGGGCCUCCUGUGCAGCUGAUUUUCUGCCUGAAGGAAAAGAAUCAGAAGAAAAUCAACUCUCAUCGAUGGUUCUUCCAAGCCUUCGGUCGUGUCUUGGACCCCAAUAUCUGUGUUCUCUUAGACGCGGGUACUAAACCGGGUAGAGAUUCGAUAUAUCACCUCUGGAAGGCCUUCGAUGUCGAGCCCAUGUGCGGCGGUGCAUGUGGUGAGAUCAAGGUCAUGCUGUCUCACGGCAAGAAGUUGCUGAACCCGCUGGUGGCUGGUCAAAACUUCGAGUACAAGCUUAGUAACAUUCUCGACAAACCGCUCGAGUCUUCAUUCGGUUUUAUUACGGUGCUACCUGGUGCGUUCUCCGCCUACCGAUUUGUUGCACUCCAAAACGACAAGAAUGGCCAAGGUCCACUGGAGCGUUACUUCUUGGGUGAGAAGAUGCAUGGUGCAAAUGCCGGUAUCUUCACGGCAAACAUGUACUUGGCCGAGGAUCGAAUCCUCUGUUUCGAGAUUGUCUCCAAGCGGAAAUGCCGAUGGCUUCUCCAAUACGUCAAGUCGUCAACUGGUGAAACUGAUGUGCCUGAUCAGAUGGCCGAGUUCAUUCUCCAGCGUCGUCGCUGGCUGAAUGGAAGUUUCUUUGCUGCAGUUUACGCGAUCACCCACUUCUAUCAGAUCUUCCGCAGUGAUCACAGCUUCAUUCGAAAGUUCAUGCUCAUGAUUGAGUUUGUCUAUCAGACAAUUGCGAUGAUUUUCGCGUGGUUCGGAAUCGGUAACUUCUUCUUGGUUUUCCACAUCUUGACAACAUACUUGGGCUCAGAUGAUCUACUGGGUACCGCCGGUAAGGUUUUAGGCAUCGUCUUCGAGUGGCUAUACCUGGCAACUCUCGUUACGUGCUUCGUUUUAGCGCUCGGUAAUCGACCCGGCGGAUCCAACAAGUUUUAUAUGACCAUGGUUUAUUUCUGGAUUGUGAUCAUGAUAUACCUUGCAUUUGCUGCUGUCUUCGUCACGGUCAAAUCGAUCCAAGCAGAAGUGGCCUCAAACACCUUUUCGGUCGGUCAAUUAUUCUCCAACGAGACGUUCUUUUCUAUCAUUGUCUCGCUUGGAUCGACCUAUGUCAUGUGGUUCGUGGCCUCGUUUAUCUUCCUGGAUCCAUGGCACAUGUUCACUAGUUUCAUUCAAUACAUCCUGCUCACACCAACCUACAUCAACGUCCUCAACAUCUACGCCUUCUGCAACACCCACGACAUCACAUGGGGUACCAAGGGCGAUGACAAGGCUGAGAAGCUGCCUUCUGCGCACCUCAAACCCGGCGGCAAGGUCGACGUCAACAUUCCGCAAGAUGACGGCGAUCUGAACGCACAGUAUGAGGCCGAGUGUGCCAAGUUCGCCAUGAAGCCCCCAAAGGAGGUUACAGUCAUUUCCGAGGAAGAGAAGCAAGCCGAUUACUACAAGGGAUUCCGCAGUGCCGUCGUGCUCGCCUGGGUUUUCUGCAACUUUGCUCUUGGUGCGGUUGUACUGAGCGCUGCCGGAUUGGAAACUUUUGAUGACACAUCCAAGACCAGUUCCGAAGAUGCGCAGACCAAGCGCUCCAUGAUCUACAUGGAGGUUGUCCUGUGGAGCGUUGCUGCUCUGUCGAUGUUUAAGUUCAUUGGCGCAAUGUGGUAUCUGGUUGUUCGUAUGUUCCGCGGCGUUUGA
Messenger RNA from Penicillium coprophilum, 2760 nucleotides. It is a transcript of the gene chsA, whose product is annotated as chitin synthase I. Lineage: Eukaryota; Fungi; Ascomycota; Eurotiomycetes; Eurotiales; Aspergillaceae. The record is from RefSeq and is a predicted model, not a curated record. Gene Ontology annotation, cellular component: cell periphery; cell septum. Bases 1 to 2760 code for a protein of 919 amino acids. Gene Ontology annotation, molecular function: chitin synthase activity. The transcript is spliced from 7 exons.